UAAAGGACAGAGCCUGUGGUUUAGACGGCUUGAGCCGGACGCUUUCUCUGUCCCAGGAUGAAGCAGGUCGAGAUUCUGGAUGAUAAAACCAAAGAACAGCUGUGUUUUCUGGACAAGGUUGAGUAUCAUUCCACUAUCGGCGAUAUUAAAGUCCUUUUCCACAGAGUGUAUCCGCAGUGGUAUCCAGCAAGACAAGCGCUGAGACUCCACCCCAAAUCAGGCGAGCUCAGAGACGAUGAGCUUUUACAGAAUUUACCUGUGGGUGUGACAGCCACACUGUAUUUCCAUGACCUCGGGCCUCGCCUAGGCUGGACCAUGGUGUUUCUGUCGGAGUACGUAGGACCACUUCUGAUUUACCUGCUCUUCUAUUUCCGACUUCCCUACAUCUACACUCAUACACACACUCUCACUCCACCCGGCCCCCACCCUGCGGUCAGUUUGGCAUGUGUGUGUCAUUCUCUCCAUUAUAUGAAGAGACUGAUGGAGACAGUAUUUCUGCAUCGUUUCACCCAUGGCACUUUGCCUGUAGGGGUCAUCAUGAGAAACUGUGUGUAUUACUGGGGUUUUGCUGCCUGGUUGGCAUAUUACAUUAAUCACCCACUUUACACCCCACCAUCAUAUGGACAACUACAGAUCGGCUGUGCGCUCGUCAUGUUCAUGCUGUGUGAGGUGGGAAAUUUCUCAAUCCACUGGUCACUCAACACCUCAGGAGGAGACGCAGGAGCUAAAUACCGACGUUUCCCUCAUCCUUCUAAAAACCCCUUCACUUGGCUCUUCUUCUUUGUUUCCUGUCCCAACUAUACAUAUGAGGUUGGAGUGUGGGUGAGUUUCUCCAUUAUGACUCAGUGUGUUCCAGCUGCUGUCUUCACCCUGAUCGGAUUUGUUCAGAUGACGAUAUGGGCCAAGUGGAAGCACAAAACCUACACCAGGGAGUUUAAAGACUACCCCGCUGUCCGUAUGUCCAUCCUUCCAUUCAUCCUCUGACAAUACAACACAUGAAUCUUCUCUCACUCCUCUUAUUAAACACCAUUCAACUCAUUGAUUGUCUUUAAUCAUAUUUUUCAGAGUUCAUGCUCUGAGUUUAACUCCAACAGUGUUUAUUUUUGCUGAUUAUUGAUUGUGGUGAUGAUGAUGAUGAUGAUGAUGAUGAUGUACUGUCAGUGUACUUUUCCUGUUCAGAUGACAACAAAUAGAUUUUUUUUUUCAGUUCACAACAGAAGUUUUAACAUUUGUAAGCAUGUCAUGAAAGUUGCUUGUGGGUGUGUCUUAUAAUGAUUUAAUUUCUGGUUGCCAUGGUUUCACUCGUCAAAUCAGGCUAGUGAGAUAUUUAAAGUAUUUAAAACCAGCCCUGAUCACUAACAAUAAAAUGAUGGAGGGAAAUUCUUGUGUAUGAUAUACACCCUCACAGUGCAUCACUAAUGUCAGAAUGAAACUAAAACAACAUGAACAUGAAUCAAAAUUAGCUCAUGCUCACUGCCAUUUACUAAAAAUUCACAUGUCUCUAGAGCUCUGGAAUAAAUCACAGAGAGAAAGAGAGAUAGAGAGAGAGAGAGAGAGAGAGAGAGCACUAAUUUGCCCCUGAAGACUGCUCUUAGUGACAGCUUGAAUUCAGACAUUAUUGACUCCUUCCAGUUCGGAUAAGUGUUGCCUCCAGCAGAAGCCUGAAGCUAAAAGUCCUGUCUAACACACCCUGAAGACACGGGCUGGAGUUACACCAGCAACACGGAGAGAGAGAGAGAGAGAAAGAAUAAUAUUACAGUAUGCAAAAAGCACCAAGGCUUCACACAGCCACAUCACUGUCUAACAAAAUCAUCAGUCAUCUAAUAAAAUACUUUAUUUAUUGAUUGUUUUAUUAAAAGUGCUUUAAUGGAGAAUCUACACACAUUUAUAAAUAUAUUCAGAAUCACAGAAUUCACUCUUUAUUUUGUUG
Molecule: messenger RNA, 1930 nt
Organism: Neoarius graeffei (lesser salmon catfish)
Lineage: Eukaryota; Metazoa; Chordata; Actinopteri; Siluriformes; Ariidae
Gene: tecrl2a
Product: trans-2,3-enoyl-CoA reductase-like 2a
Exons: 13
Coding region: 58-984 (308 amino acids)
Biological process (GO): very long-chain fatty acid biosynthetic process
Molecular function (GO): oxidoreductase activity, acting on the CH-CH group of donors
Source: RefSeq, a predicted model, not a curated record